AUUUCUUCUUCCUUUUUAAUUCCCACUACAGUCCUGCUGAAAACAUGCAGAGCGACAAAGCUGACAAUCCGACACAGCAACAAGAAACAGAUGAAGAUGGAGAAAAACCUGGAAGAUCAGAAGCAGAGGAAGGUGGCGAUGGAGAAGAUGAUGAUGAGGGGGAGGAAGAUGAUGGAGAAGAUGGAGAUGAGGGGGAGGAAGAUGAUGGAGAUGAGGGGGAGGAAGAUGAUGGAGAUGAUGUUGGAGAUAAGGAGUGGAAACCAGAGGAGAGUGACGAUGGAGAGAAGGAGUUAGGAAGGGAAGCUUCGAGAGUGAAAACAAAAAGGAGGAAGGAAACCGUCGGCGCUCCUUUAGCUUGUAAAGUUUGCGGAGCUCUUCGAGGAUCCCUGAAUAUGCUGAUCAAACACUCCUGGGGUCACGUGCACGAACAGGAAAGUGUGUGUGGAGUGUGUGGAGAAAACGUUGAGGAUCUGAGACACCAUCUGCAAACUCACCAGAAAACGUUAGAGGGUUGCGACAUCUGCGGAAAGUCCUUCCUCACCGCCGCGAGUCGAGAUAAACACGCCGUGUUGCACACGGGAGAGAAACCGUACGAGUGCAACGUCUGCCACAAAGCGUACGCGUUGAAAUCCAGUUUGAAGGCGCAUCGGUGGGAACACGUGCAGGAGAAACCACACAAGUGUCAAGUCUGCAAUCGGUCUUUCGCUUUUAGUCACCUGCUGACGGUUCACAGCAGCAUUCACACGGGGGAGAAACCGUACAGUUGCGACGUUUGCGGGAAAUCCCUUGGCCACCUCAAAUCUUUGUCGCGACACAAGCUGACUCACAGCGGGGAGAAACGCCACGUCUGUCAGGUGUGCGGGAAGCGUUUUUUUCUUCUCGAGAAUCUUAAAGGGCACGAGAGAAUCCACGCGGCUCGAGACAAAACGCACCUCUGCGACGUUUGCUGCAAGACCUUCCACACCUCAUCUCAGCUGAAGAGUCACCUGAAGACACACAGCGGGGAUAAGAUCCUUUGUCAGGAAUGUGGAAAAGGGUUGUCGUCUCAAGGCGCUUUGAUUCGACACAUGGUGAUUCACACAGGGGAGAAACCGCACAAAUGCUCCGAGUGUGGGCGCACCUUUAAUGCGUUGAGUAUCCUCAGAGGACACAUGAAAACACAUUCGGGCGUCAAACCGUUUGUGUGCAAUAUCUGCGGGAAAGUGUGCGCUCGUAAGGAACAUCUGACCGUUCACAUGAGGUUGCACAACGGGGAGAAACCGUACAAAUGCAUCGUUUGCGAGAAAGCCUUUACGCAGAGUCACUGUCUGAAAACUCACAUGAAGAAUCACCGACGUGAAGAAGAGACGGCGGCGGACGCAAUAACAUCCUGAAAAACUGUAAUAAUUGUUUCUCCAAAAUGUUGAAAAAUAAACAUUUUUAAAAAGCUUGUUGACAGUUGUGUGA
Molecule: messenger RNA, 1446 nt
Organism: Notothenia coriiceps (black rockcod)
Lineage: Eukaryota; Metazoa; Chordata; Actinopteri; Perciformes; Nototheniidae
Product: zinc finger protein OZF-like
Exons: 1
Coding region: 45-1373 (442 amino acids)
Source: RefSeq, a predicted model, not a curated record